CUCAGUUUGCUGCGGUGACCAAUUUCCUGUCAAGCCAUGUGGAAAAACAUGAUCUGAAAAGAGAAGUGCCUAUUAGUCACAUUUAUUUACUCUAAGAGUCAAAACGUUCAUACUAGAAGUAAGCACUCACGCCAUUGAAGGUAAAAUAUUUCUUAAAUGUUUUAAACCAGACAGCAUUGAUAAAUGUUCAGAGCAGCUAUUUCGACUUUUGCACUAAACCUAUUCGUAAAUCACCAAACCAUUUGUCUUGCUUUAAGGAUGACGGACAGUUUGGCAAUACAGGAAAACUUUUGUUAAAAUUGCUCUUGCCUUUGGAAGUUUGCCAUCAGUGUGUCACUCGCCUCAUCUGGACAUGAAACUUCUUUCAGAGCAUCAAAUGAUGGAUAAACCAGCAAUAAUCUGUAACACCUCCAACGGAAAGCCUACCAUUCCAAAAAAACCCAGUCCUCCACCAAAACCAAAUAACAGUGCGUUACACCAGUUGAGUCACAUUCGUUCCACUAGCAGAAAGGACCAGACUUCGCGGGACUUGGAGCCAAGGAGCGGUAGGCUAGUACCAGUAAGUUACAACAACAACAGCGGAAGACACGUUACAGAUUUGAGCAAUGAUGCAAGAUCUUUGGAGGUUAAAGCCAGACUACCAUACUCAACCAAAACAGAAGAGCAUUCACAGGAUUCAGUCUUAAAAAAAAGUGGCUACAGACCAUGCAAUGAAGACAAGAUUUUGGAAGAAAAUAUGCAUCAGAUGACAGUUGACCAUAAGGAUCUGAGUCGAUCAGCUCCUGAUGGAAGUGAGGUCGAUAAUUCUGUCAGCGCUACUGUAGAAAGUCAUGAAGGUUCAACAGCGCCACCUUCCCUCUCGGGGGAGAAACACUGUCACUGCAUCUGCCACCUUCACAGACCUGGUAUGAGACUGGUCUGGGUACCUCUACAGUUGGAUGAUAAUAACUGCAUGGACACUGUACAUCGAAACACUGAAGGUCAGACAAAAACGUUUCUGAAAAAAGAGGGCAUUUUAAAGCCAACCAGCAAUGAAGUCAGUCGGCCGCAGAACUCUCCAUCUCAACAUCCAGAACCAGAAACUUUGCCACCGUGUUUAAAUUGCCAAAGUUUUUUGCUUCAUCAUAGCCCUCACAAAAUAGUAAGCAAUGAGUCAGUGAAAGGUGAUGUGUCAAUGCAAAACCCCUCCAAACCUCCUAUACCAACAAAGACAAAUCAUUCCUCUGAGUCUAAAAAUAAGCAUCAGUAUGAACUGCUGGACAAUACUGAUCCUCAUAUAUACUUGGAUCUUCUGCCAUCAAACGACUGCAAAAUUACAGCCCCACCUGUUCCCCCUCGACCUCCUCCACGACUUUCUCCACAUGAUGUGCCGAAGCCUAAGAGUAAGCGAAGGUCUGCUCAGCCAGCACUGGCCUGUGUAGUGUCUCUUCGCGGAGGUCCACCAAUCAUACGAUGUAAAAGUGAAAGAAUAUCUCGACCCAUAUCCAUGCCAAACUCGUCAGGUGAAAGCUAUGAGAAUGGUAAUUUUGAAGACUGGGAGGCUAUUGACAAGAAAGAGUUGUUUAAUAAUACAGAAAGCCCAAGGAGGAUUUCCAGUGACUGGGAGCCAAACAGUGACUAUGAACCUCUGUAUCAGAUCUACCAGGCUAAGGUCACAGAAGAAGCCCGUCAGAUCCAUACAGAUAGUCCCGAUAGCUACAGGAGGAGUGUUGGUGAAACUCUGGGUUUGGAGGGCAAUGGAGCGCUGGGUGGCCACAGAACCAAAAGAGGCCCAGAAGAGAUUCCACUAUGGCAGGAUUUAUCUGUGGUCAAGGAAAGUGGGGUGUUACUGAAACUCAAUCGCACUGAAAGACAGAGACAAGAGAGCAUGUUUGAGGUGUUGACCUCUGAGGCCUCUUAUCUGCGUUCCCUGCGGGUUCUGAAGGAUCAUUUCUUGUGUUCACGGGAACUCAAUGAUACCCUGGUCGUUCACGAUAAGAAGGCCCUUUUUUCCAACAUCCUGCAGGUUUACGAGGUCAGCGAGAGGUUUAUAAAGGAUCUUCUGAAGCGAGUUGAUGAGAGUGUUGUGAUAUCAGAUGUGUGUGAUAUCAUUUAUGAGCACUCUGAGAAGUAUUUCUCGGUCUACACGGACUACGUCCGAAACCAGCAUUACCAAGAAAAGACCUAUAGCAGUCUGAUGGAGAGAUACAGAGAUUUUUCAGUUGUGAUGAAGAGGUUGGAGUCAUCUCCACUAUGUAAACGUCUGCCCUUUACUUCCUUCAUGCUCCUACCAUUCCAGCGAAUCACACGCAUCAAAAUACUUAUACAGAGUAUUCUUAAGAGGACUGCAAAUGGAACUACAGAAGAAGAAACUGCUUCGAAAGCUCUGGCUUCAGUGUCUGAGCUCAUCAAACAGGCAAACUCACAGGUGGGCCAGAUGAAACAGAUGGAAGAGCUCAUUUACAUCUCUCGAAUGCUGGAGUUUGACAAACUCAAGGCCAUUCCAAUUGUCUCUAAAACACGUUGUCUUGAGAAACAGGGAGAACUACAAGAGUUGAAUAAAAGAGGGUCUCUGUUCAGUAUGCGUAACAAAUGCACCCCUGUAUACAUAUUCCUCUUCAAUGAUCUUCUCAUUCUCACCACUAAGAAGAGUGGUACUCCAGACAAGUUUGUGGUCAUCGAUUACGCUCACCGAUCUCUGGUUCAGGUGCACACCACAGAAAUCAAACUAGGGUUGGAUCACUCUUUUUGUCUGACUAUACUUGAAAACCAUCGGGGCAUCAACUGUGAACGUCUGCUGAAGGCUAACACAGAGUCAGAUAUGCAUAGGUGGGUGGCUGCUUUCCCUUCUAUCAAUGUAGCACCGGAUGAGGAGAAAAUUUAUGAAGACUGGGAUUGUCCUCAGGUACAGUGCACCAAUCAAUACAAGGCAAAACAAGUGGAUGAACUUAGUUUAGAGCCAUCUGAUGUCAUCAAUGUACUGCGCAAAACCAUUGAAGGUUGGUAUGAAGGAAUGCGACUUUCGGACAGACAGAAAGGCUGGUUUCCAGCAGAAAAUGUUGCAGAAGUAACCACGGAUCACCAGAGGCGACGCAACGUUAGAGAACAAUACCAAAUUGCACAAGCAAUUACUCAAAACAUUGAAAGCUGAUCCUCAAUGACUUGAGCGGACCAAAGAUGGCUGCUGAACUUGAAGCCAGAAGGUUGAAAGUUUAAAGUCCCUGUGAACCGGAAGUUGCGAUCAUUCUUACUUCCGUAUUCCGACACAUUUCCGAGUGGAAAGAAAUUUCCACAAAUUUCCACAAAAACAAAGGCGAAUAUUAGUGGCCGUGGCUUGCGUGUUUCAUUGCGAAUUGAUUGGAUGUGUAAAAACAGCUGUUGCAUUAAUUUUGAAAUGAAACUUGGAGCAGACUGACAGUUGAAGGAGAGUUAACGGAUACUCCGGCCAAGCCAUCUAAUUUACUUCAUUUGAGAUGGAAAGUCAUUUCAGGGUGGAAGUGCAUUUUCAGAUUUUAACUGAGGUUUAUGAGGGUACAUGGAUUUUAAUAAGAAAAUGAGUCCCGUUGAUAAGCUAUUUAACCUAUUAUAAGCACUGCAAUAUUUCAUGAUUUAUUUCACAGGGACUAAGAUUUUUUGGGGGGAAUUUCAAGUUUGUCUUGCACUGUUGCACAAAUUUCCUAUUACAACAAA
Molecule: messenger RNA, 3669 nt
Organism: Triplophysa dalaica
Lineage: Eukaryota; Metazoa; Chordata; Actinopteri; Cypriniformes; Nemacheilidae
Gene: arhgef15a
Product: Rho guanine nucleotide exchange factor (GEF) 15
Exons: 15
Coding region: 353-3130 (925 amino acids)
Biological process (GO): activation of GTPase activity
Molecular function (GO): protein binding; guanyl-nucleotide exchange factor activity
Source: RefSeq, a predicted model, not a curated record